Olea europaea var. sylvestris is the source of this 2614-nucleotide messenger RNA. Its product is annotated as autophagy-related protein 18f-like. Gene Ontology annotation, biological process: autophagy; response to starvation. The record is from RefSeq and is a predicted model, not a curated record. The transcript is spliced from 9 exons. Lineage: Eukaryota; Viridiplantae; Streptophyta; Magnoliopsida; Lamiales; Oleaceae. Gene Ontology annotation, cellular component: cytoplasm. Bases 1 to 2340 code for a protein of 779 amino acids.
AUGCGUGCACGGCCGAUUUAUAUUUUUAUACCUUUCCAUCCAUUGAAGGUGUGCUGGGCUGGAUUUGACAAAUUAGAACUCAAGGGAGGCAUCACAAGGAAAGUUCUCUUGCUCGGCUACAGUUAUGGCUUUCAGGUUUGGGAUGCUGAAGAAGCAGACAAUGUGCGAAAACUGGUUUCCAGGCAUGAUGGUCCUGUUUCAUUUAUGCAAGCAUUACCCGACCCAACACCAUCAAAGGAAUCUGGAGACAAGUUUGCUGAUAGUCGCCCAUUGCUGAUCAUUUGUGCUGAUGGAUCGUUUUCUGGAGGCAACAAUAUUCAGGAGGGUUAUGGUGGUCCUCGUAAUGGGCCAGUCCAACACUACCAUGGUUCUGUUAAUGGUAGUUGUAUGCCUACGGUAGUUUGGUUUUAUUCUUUGCAAUCACAAUCAUAUGUACAUCUUUUACGGUUUAGGUCGGUGGUUCAUUUAGUGAGAUGUAGUUCUCGAGUUGUUGCUGUUCUACAAUCAGCUCAGAUACACUGUUUCAAUGCUUCUACGCUGGAGAGACAGUAUACAAUUCUUACAAAUCAUGUUGUUACGGGUGACUGUGGUUCUGGAGGAAUAGGCUUUGGGCCGCUUGCAAUGGGUCCCAGGUGGAUGGCUUAUAGCGGAAGUCCAGUUACCUUUCAAAAUUCAGGGCGUGUGAGUCCACAGCAUCUUACCCCAUCUGCUAGUUUUACUAGUCCUGCUUCAAAUGGAAGCCUUGUUGCUCAUUAUGCGAAAGAGUCAAGUAGGCAACUUGCUGCUGGUAUUGUUACACUAGGGGACAUGGGUUAUAAGAAAUUAUCGAGGUACUACUCUGAGCUGUUGCCCGAUGGCAACAAUUCUCACUCAGGGAGUGCUCGUGCAGAUAGUGUUGGCAUGGUAUAUAUAAUUCUUCCCAAGUGUGGAUCUUUUUAUGGUUUGUGGAAACCAUUUUUUAAUGUUUCUUCGCUCCUCUGUUUUGGUGCAAUAUAUAAGAUUUCCUAUUGGUGCAGUAUUGGUUAUUCUGUAAUACAGGACAUAAGUUUUAGCAUUGAUAGCCAAUGGAUUAUGGUUAGUUCUCUAAGAGGGACAAGCCAUCUUUUUGCUAUUUCUCCUUCAGGGGGUUCAGUUGGCAUUCAGUCCUCUGAUUCUUGUUAUAGUACUAGAAACAGUGGAUACAGUUCGAUGAAGAAAUCUGCAGUUCAUGGGCCACCAAAUUCAGGGAUUCAGCUCCUGACCCAACAAAAUAUUUGUGCAUGUGGGUCGCCAAUUUCACUUUCUCCUCUUAUCAGAAUAAGAAAUGGAAAUAAUGGUUGGAGAAAUGCUGUAAGUGGAGCUGCUGCAGCUGCUACUGGGAAGAUGAGUUCUUUCCCUGGGGCUAUUGCUUCAACUUUCCAUAACUGCAGAGGUGAUGGUGUGUAUGGACAUGCCAAUUCGCUGAAGACAAACUAUUACCUGCUUGUUUUCUCUUCUUCUGGUUGUAUGAUACAAUAUGUAUUGGGUACGUCUGCUGUGCUAAAUAGUGUGACAGCUCUACCGGGUGUCAGUGCCUGCUGUGAAUCAGAUCCAGACGAUGAUGCAGGGUUUGAAGUGAAGGCAAUCCAAAAGUGGGAUAUUUGCCAGAAACUAAAAAGGAAGGAGCAGGCAGAUGAUAUUGGUAUGUAUAGUGAAAAUGCAAAUUUAGAUCGUGCGAAAGUAUAUCCUGAAAGAACAAGACAGGAAGAUAGUGUGUGUUCCGAUGUCAUGGGUGCACCCACGAAAGAUAAGAUUACAACUGAUGAAAGGCAUCAUAUGUAUAUAUCUGAGGCUGAGCUGCAAAUGCAUCAAAAUAAGAGUCUAUUGUGGGCGAAAACUGAGAUAAGUUUCCAUUCCAUGCAACUGACUGAUGACUUUAAUGAAGACAAGGAAGAUGCUCGUAGGGGAGAGAUUGAGAUUGAAAGAAUCCCCGUUGACAUGCUUGAAGUUAGGUCGAAAGACUUGGUUCCAGUUUUUGAUUAUCUUCAAGCAUCUAAUCUUCAUUUUCAGGGGAGAGUUCCUGAUGCGAAUAGCAAUAAUAAUGGGCAGUUGCUAUGCCAGAGGUCUGAUACGUCUGAAGGAUCUGGCUCUCAUGAUAUGAUGACCAAUGAUGGCAUUGUUACGGCAGAACCACACAAUGGUGCUGGAGAAACUAGCAGGGGCUAUAUAAAUACUGAUAGCUCAAUGGCAAACACUCGGCCUCAGACUGUACAUACUAGAGACUACCCUGCUGGAGAGACCCAAAUUAACUCUGUAAAUAGUAAAAUAGCUGGCCUGAUACUGGAGAAUCAAUUUGGAGAUGAAGGCGAUGAGUUUGAUUGAUGAAGGUGUGAAGCUAUUCUUGUAUUCUACUGGAGGGUUCCUUGAAAGUGUCAAAAAUGUGGAAGAAUAUGUAGAGGAGAGUGAAGAAUAGGGACUUUGACUGAUUUGAAGUGUGGAUACAAUGUGUUGGUUUUCAUCCUACGUGACUUAUGUAAAAAUAAAAACAGGGAUUAUUAAAUCCAAUAAGUAGUUGUAAUCUGUAAAUAAUAGUCAUUGUUACAACAUUUUAAUGCUAUCCUCUUUGAGUUUUUAAUAUUAACUAGACUUUCAUCCA